AUGGCCCCGGGUCCAUUGACGGUCUACUCUCUGCCAACACUGCAACCUUCCAUUCAAGAUCCCAAUGUCCCUCUCGCGAGGGUCCCGUUCCUCGCAUUCCAGCUUUCGCGAAUAAACGAUAUUCUCCACCUCUCUCUCGAACGUGGCGAUUAUCAUCGCGCCAGGCGCGCAUGGAGUAUCCUCUCACGUUGCGGAAUGUUUGAUUGGAGGGCUAUGUGGAAACUGGGACUCGCCACUCUCGGUAAUGUUCAUCAAAUGAACUCCAAGUCCAAGGAGAGCAAGGAGAGAAUUGAAUAUCUCAGGGUUUGCUUAUUGAGAGGCUAUAAGACGGACAAAGAAGAGAUGCUCUCGGAGCUUGUACUCACUUUAAUCAAAUUUUCGAGAUACGAAGAAGCCUAUAAGGAGUUAGAAUUUCAUCUACUGUCAAUGCCCUUCGGCGACAAUGUGGCAUUGAACACAUACGCUGGAAUGCUUGCUCUCCAGCUUGCACUCUCUUCUCCGUCUAACGAGGAUCCAUCCGUCGCGCUUGAGUCUGCAAAAUUAUAUGAGUCGAAAAAUUACUUCGAGCAUGUGAAAAGGCUGAAGCCAGACGACUCGAAUGCCCAGACUUUUCUCUCUGUAGGGGUGUUGACCCCCUUCAGCACCGUCAAAAACCUUCUGGGUCAGGAGGACAGUGAAGAUGGAGAUGAAGAGGAUGGGAAUGACCAAGCCGAGUCAUCGGACGACGGAGAGGAUGAGCUAUUGGAGCAAUUGAGAUCCCUUUAUCGGCCUGUCGCUGUUUUGGAUCGUCGCUGGUUCAAAUUUAGCAAACCCUUCUCCGCUCCUCUGGGCUCCCUGAAUCUUUGA
This is a messenger RNA of Cantharellus anzutake, 846 nucleotides long. RefSeq lists its product as uncharacterized. Gene Ontology annotation, molecular function: TBP-class protein binding; RNA polymerase I core promoter sequence-specific DNA binding; RNA polymerase I general transcription initiation factor activity. Lineage: Eukaryota; Fungi; Basidiomycota; Agaricomycetes; Cantharellales; Hydnaceae. Gene Ontology annotation, biological process: nucleolar large rRNA transcription by RNA polymerase I; transcription initiation at RNA polymerase I promoter. Gene Ontology annotation, cellular component: RNA polymerase I core factor complex. The record is from RefSeq and is a predicted model, not a curated record. The transcript is spliced from 6 exons. The coding region runs from base 1 to 846 and encodes 281 amino acids.